GUCCCUAUCUAGAUUUUAGCAUUGAAACGAAUACCAAUCUGCAUCCUCCUUUACUUCAUGUUAACGUCGAGGCCACAUUGCAAGAAACCAAAACAUUUUUUUUUUCAAGCGACAGGGCUGGCGGUUGGAUGAUAUGAAGUAUUCACACCAUCACCAGGUUGCUAUUGUCUCGUUGUAAACAAAGUAAGCUAGCGCUGCUAGCUAGCACCAACUGUCAGUCAGCUGGAGGACUGGACCCUGUACCUACUGCGUGUGUUUGCUCGACCUCGCAGCAGAAACAGAAGAGAUGUUUGUAGCACAAUUUAUCUUGUGGUGGACCAACAGUCGCACCGCAGGCAGAGACUGAACGCCGCGCCGUGCUCUAAAAAAGAUUCAAAGAUUUCCAUUGAUCAAAACGCUGCAAACUUACGAAUGUAGGAUAAGAAACAAGUGUGAGAGCACAGUGUGAGAGGAGAGUUGACCUUCUCAAAGUGUUGUCUGCUGGCUUGGACACACGGAGUGUGUGUGUGUGUGUGUGUGUGUGUGUCUAUGUAUGUGUUUAUGUGUGUGAGUUUGUGUGCUUGAUUGCAUGCAGCUUUAGAACCCUGGCCUGAUGGAAAAGAGAGAGAGGAAGCCGGGAUACUUUGCCAGGCUGAAGAGGCGGAGACAGCUCAAGCAGAGCCAAUCAGAGAAGAGCGUGAAUGAGCAGAAACCAGCUAAUUCGCCCUUGAAGUCAUCCAUCAUCUCCUGUUCAGACAUCCCAAAUGCUACUGACACCAAGGACAAGAACGGAAAGGCAGACCCACAGGGAAUAACAGAAAAGCUGUCUGCAGGCUGUGAUGAUGGCUGCAAAAGUAAUGGUCAAGCAAAUAGGGAGAAGAGGAGGCCCCCAGGGACGGUGGAGUUCAUAGUUGGACCCAAUGAUUCCCUCAACAGCAUUGCACUUAAGUUCAACAUCACCCCAAACAAACUGGUCCAGCUGAACAAGCUCUUCUCUCGCAGUGUCUACCCUGGUCAGAGGCUGUUUGUGCCUGAUGUCAGCCAGUCAGAACCAGACUCAGACACUCAAAGUUCCUCUGACCCUGCCUUCACAAACGGCCUGUCUCAGGAAGCAUGCCACGACAGUGCUGUGAACAGCAGCUCAGCCAAGGCCUUACGGCGAGAGUUAUCUCCGGCCUCUGAGGAUGAGAGCCCAGCCACGGUUAAGUUCAUCAAGAUGAGCUGCAAAUACUUCACAGACGGCAUGGGCGUGGUGGGAGGGGUGAUGAUUGUGACACCCAACAACAUCAUGUUUGACCCCCACAAGUCAGACCCCCUGGUGAUCGAGCACGGCUGUGAGGAGUAUGGCCUGAUCUGCCCCAUGGAGGAAGUGAUCUCGGUGGCCCUCUACGACGACGUGUCACGCAUGAAGCUCAAGGACGCCCUGCCGUCAGACCUACCCCAGGAUCUGUGUCCUGUGUACAGGCCUGGAGAGUGGGAGCAGCUGCCCUCCGAGCGGGACCUCAACCCCUUCAGCCGCUAUGAAGCGCUGGAUCCCAAGCGCCCUAUCAUCUUGGAUGACAUUGACUCUACCCUCUCAGAAACUGGGAGUGCAGAGGGCGAACAGACAGAGAAGUCUCCUUCAGAUGAAGGCUUCACAGAGCUCGAGCCAACCGUCAACGGGAGCACAGAGGAGCCACAUGGGAAUUUGUCCAAACUCUACAACACUGUCAGUGGGGACCAGCAGGAACUCAUAGGACCAAGUUACUCGGACCAGGUAGACUUGCAGGAUGAGUCCCAUUCCCAUAAAAUAUCGACACUUUUUCAAACAAAAGGGAAGUUGGAUGAUGAGGAGGAUGAGGGUGUGGCUCAGAACAGCUCGGUUGAGGAUGGAGAGUCACUACAAUCUUCAUCAGAGACUGACAAACAGGGUGACGUGCACGGGAAACCUACAAGCCGAGAGGUCACUGAAACCAAAGAUAUGAAAUCUAAAGGGACUGAAGAAGUGAUAAAUGUGCACGAUGGCAUAAGCACUGCAGUGGACCAAAGCAGAGGGUUAAGUCUGAAAGACGCUGCAGAGACUCAUGGGAAAUGUAGUUUUCAGGGACCAUGCCAAGCAGUGGAUCUUCAGAAAGACCCAAGAGAAGAGGGCGGGCUGAGCGAGGAGGAGAGGAGAAAGAAGAGCUACGAGGCAGAAGUGAGGUCUUGGCUGCUGGAGAGGAUGCAGGCUCCAAUAGAAGACAUGCUUUUUUCCUCGGAGGAGAAGAGUAAAAACCCGCCCAUGUUCCUGUGCUUUAAAGUGGGAAAGCCAAUGAGGAAGUCCUUUGCCACAGGGAUGACCUCUAGCCCCGCCCACUCGUACGGGGCCCGGGGAAAGCAGCCAGAGUACUGGUUUGCUGUGCCACAGGAAAGGGUAGACCAUCUGUAUGCAUUUUUCGUCCAGUGGUCUCCGGAUGUGUACGGGAAGGAGGCGCGGGAGCAGGGCUUCGUGGUGGUAGAGAAGGAUGAGCUGGAUAUGAUCGAUAACUUCUUCAGCGAUCCUGCAUCUUGCAGCUGGGAGAUAAUCACUAUUGAUGAGGCCAAGCGCAGGCAGAGUUUCGGCAGCUGUGAUGGAGACCUGUCCAUGGAUGCGCUGCCCAUCCUCAGUGACACCAGUGAUCUGCUGCAGGACACACACAUUGAGAAGCUUGCCUGUCGCUUGCCGGCCCGUGUGCAGGGCUACCCCUGGAGGCUGGCCUACAGCACUGUGAAACACGGGACCAGCCUCAAGACUCUGUACAGGAACCUGGCAGAAGUGGACAGCCCGGUGCUGUUGGUCAUCAAAGACAUGGACAACCAGGUGUUUGGGGCCUUCUCCACUCAUCCCUUCAAAGUGAGCGAACACUGCUACGGCACAGGAGAAACAUUCCUUUACAGCUUCUGUCCUGAGAUCAAGGUGUACCGCUGGACAGGGGACAACUCCUACUUUGUGAAAGGCAAUACUGACUCUCUGCAGAUGGGAGGGGGAGGUGGUCAGCUAGGCUUGUGGCUGGAUGCUGAGCUGUACCGCGGCACCACCACCAGCUGUGCCACCUUCAACAACCAGCCGCUCUCCUCCCAGCAAGACUUCAACAUCCACAGUCUGGAGGUGUGGGCCUUUGAGUAGCUUCUCCGGCUCCAGCCACUUCUGCAUUUCACCCUACAAUCCACAACCCCUCCACCUUCAAACCCCCUAGUCUAUAUGCACCACUAGAGGGCGACACGGGCUACCCAAAUAACACUAAACUUUCUGUGAGACUAAGAAGGACUUUGCCAGGUCUGUCCAUCUUUUAUCUAAUCUUCUGGAUUAUUCACAGUCGGAGGAUGUGACCAAUCAUAGUUCAUUGUUUUGGGUGUUUGGUGGAUCCAGAUAUCAGGUGCUUUGUUGAUGGUCUGUAUGAACCUGUGUUGACAUGGGUUUUCCGGUUUACACUGGGGUUGUUACCCCUUGAAGGCGCAAAGUUUGAGAAAACAGCGUUCUUAUAUGCCCUCACUUCAUUGGCUGCCUUAGACAUCCCACAAUGCCUCCCGCUACCCCAGCAUGCAGACUGCCUAACCACCAUAUGCUUCUGAGGAGGGGAACGUGAAAAAUGAAGGUGCUAAGAGGGCUGCCAUGUGACCCUGUGGCUCUGAGGUCCCUAAAGACCCCAGCCUGAGCAUGAUACAGUUGAGGUAAUCUGAAAAAAAGCUGGCUUGAAGAGUCACUAUAAAAAAUGAGGUGCCCCAUAAUGCUUUAGGUUCCUUUGUGCUGAAAUAAUUGUAUGUUUGAUAUCAAUAUAGAAAAAGUUUAAAACGGUAUAUCGGUGUGCAAAGGGAAGAGGAAACUGUGAUCCAAGGAUUCGAGGUAGUGCAUUCGGGAUUUUAGUUUCCCUAUCAAAACCAUAUAUCCUCCCGAUUAGGCCCGUUUUGAAUGCAGGAAAUGGAGUAACUGUUUACAACGAGAAGUGUCGAACUUCCUCCGAAGGCCGCCUUGUUCUCGGAUUUUAAGUCAUAAUCUGAACGAGAAUGUUCCAUUCCAUUCCACAACCCCUCACCAUCCAAAACAACUGGUUAGCCAGGAAGGGAAAGUAUAAAGGGACGGUUUGCAGUGACCAAAUUUCAUGUUUUCUUUUUUUUUUUUUUCUUUUUUGUGAAUCCACCUUUUAUAUGUUUUAGAAUUGUAUUUUUACAUGAUUUGUUUUGACAAAGAAUGUUUCUCUCUCUCUCUUUUUUUUUUUUUUUUUUUUACGGUUUUAUUGUUUAUAAAUGUGUUCUGCUGAAUGUUUCUGUUCUUUGAUUUGAGUGGUCAAAUUGAUGCAUCCCAAAAAGCACUAGAGAGGACUGAAGAAACUGGUGGCCGUAUUGAAUGAAUGUCUCAUGCUGACUAGUUUGAUCUCUGAUUUUUAACGUGCAGUCAUCAUUGUUUGGGUUUUGUAACCAGUAUUAGUUUAACAUGUCAGUUUGCACUUCAGGAUUUCAUUCAUACUACAUCGUGGCCCUGUGUAAUUGACGGAAAGCAUUCCUUAUAUGAAAAUUGCCACUGAAUGUUGUUUGAUUGCCACGACAUGAGUAAGCCCCUGCUUUGUUUUAAAGGGUGGAGAAAAGGGAUCAUCAGUCAAUUUUAUUGCACUCUAAUGCCAUGCCACUAACUAAAAGUUCAGUUCUACUAACAUGGAAAAGAAAUACUUGUUUGUAUCCUGUGUAUUCCACAAAGACCUUACACAGGCUUGUAGUGCAUGAAUAUGCAAUCCUGAAAAUGUUGGACACUGCUAGUAUGAUAUCUGCCAUACUAUUCACUCAUGCCAGGUAUUGCUUCAUGUGAAAAUGAGCUUUGUCCUCUUGGCUGUUAAGUGUUGUUGUAACUGUGAAUGCUCCUGAAGUAUUAUUUCUUGUGAAUCCAAAACUGUUCUGUGACAUCACCAAGGAUCUAUUUAUUGUGUUGUUAUUGCUACCACAUUUAAACCUAAAUAAAUGUUAAACAUACAUAA
Myripristis murdjan (pinecone soldierfish) is the source of this 4943-nucleotide messenger RNA. RefSeq names its product nuclear receptor coactivator 7b (gene ncoa7b). Gene Ontology annotation, biological process: regulation of transcription by RNA polymerase II; response to oxidative stress. Gene Ontology annotation, cellular component: nucleus. Lineage: Eukaryota; Metazoa; Chordata; Actinopteri; Holocentriformes; Holocentridae. The record is from RefSeq and is a predicted model, not a curated record. The transcript is spliced from 17 exons. The coding region runs from base 593 to 3103 and encodes 836 amino acids.